Molecule: messenger RNA, 4855 nt
Organism: Pleuronectes platessa (European plaice)
Lineage: Eukaryota; Metazoa; Chordata; Actinopteri; Pleuronectiformes; Pleuronectidae
Gene: dachd
Product: dachshund d
Exons: 12
Coding region: 375-2291 (638 amino acids)
Source: RefSeq, a predicted model, not a curated record
ACGAUGCCACAUCUCGAGCAGACCUGGAACAUUUCAGCCAGUGAUCUGCUCUUCAAAGGCUCCCACUGUCCCCUAGCUCCUCCCUCUCUAUACCGUGUGACAACAACAACUCAUCCACAGAGCGGAGCUGCACUUUUCAGCUCAUUUUCCUCCUGUCAUUCCUCCUCCUAUCUUUGAUCAUUGUCCCGCCGCUCGGCCCCCCCAAAGCCCCUCACUCAGCACGCCUUUUUCUGCGCAGCUCUUUUUCUACUUUCCCCCCCUAACUUAUCCGAGGAGCGUAACUCUCGUGGAUUCUUUCAUUUCGGGGUGUCUCGGCAGGCUGGGUUUUUAUACUUUGAACUUCGGCUACUCUCUUCCCCCUCCUGUAGGUGACCAUGGCCGUACCGGCUGCUCUGAUCCCACCAACUCCUCUGGUGCCGCCGCCUCCGAUCUCGACUCCCUCCACCACCGGGUCCCCGCCGUCGACAACUUCAUCGCCGUCUCCAUCCCUGGCACCUCCGUCCGGACCCGGGCAGAACCUGUUCAGGUCGGAGCUGCUCGCCACCGGCAGCCCGGGCAUCCCGGGCAUCCCGAACCCGAACGCGGCGCUCCCCCCCGGCAAGCCCGUGUACUCGACCCCGUCGCCCGUUGAGAACAUACCGCAAAACAACGAGUGCAAGAUGGUCGAGCUGCGCGGUGCCAAGGUGGCCUCGUUCACCGUGGACGGCUGCGAGCUCAUCUGCCUUCCGCAGGCGUUCGACCUGUUCCUGAAGCACCUGGUCGGGGGACUGCACACCGUCUACACCAAGCUGAAGCGGCUGGAGAUCACGCCGGUGGUGUGCAAUGUGGAGCAGGUCCGCAUCCUCCGAGGGCUCGGCGCCAUCCAGCCAGGGGUGAACCGCUGCAAACUCAUCUCCAGGAAGGACUUCGAGACCCUGUACAACGACUGCACCAACGCGAGCUCCAGACCUGGCCGGCCUCCGAAGAGGACCCAGAGUUUGACAUCGUCAGAGAACCCCCACAUCAUGCCCCACUCGGUCCCCGGCCUCAUGUCCCCCGGCAUGAUGCCACCCACAGGCCUGACAGCGGCGGCGGCAGCAGCUGCCAACGCAGCCAUCGCCGAGGCCAUGAAGGUCAAGAAGAUCAAGCUGGAGGCGAUGAGUGGCUACCACGGCAACGCCAACCACCACGGGGCCGACGAGAAUGGAGACCUCAGCUCCGGCGUCGAUCCUAAAAGAUUCCUGGAUCUGCCCCCUGAUCCGUAUCUGCACCAUAAUUUAACAGGCCUGGAACUCCCCUUCAUGAUGAUGCCACACCCCCUGAUCCCAGUCAGCCUGCCCCCAGCCUCUGUCACCAUGGCGAUGAGCCAGAUGAACCACCUCAGCACCAUCGCAAACAUGGCGGCUGCAGCACAGGGCCAGAGCCUGCCCUCCAGAAUGGUCACCUCUGUUAUAAAGGGGCUGCAAGAACGUGUGCCGGACAGUCCCUCCCCUGCUCCCUCCUUAGAAGACAACAGGAGGCCGGGCAGUCACCCAUCGUCCCACCGCAGCAGCAGUGUGUCCAGCUCCCCAGCCCACACAGAGAGCUCCUCAGAUAGGAUACGUGCGUCUUCAUACUACACUGCACACCACAAUGGCCUGUCCAUGAACCAAGCCCUGCUCGGCCUGUCCCCCAACAUGCCACCUGGACCGAAAGAGGGAGACCUGGCCCACGACAUGAGCCACGAAGCAAAGAGGAUGCAUGCUGACAAAGAGGACAACCUGUUGUGCACCCCGACAGCGAGAGACAGCUACGAGAGGUUGUCGUUGGCUGGACAGGCUCUACCUCCCGGCUUCCCCUCACCAUUCCUCUUCCCAGAUGGCUUGUCAUCAAUAGAGACCCUACUCACAAACAUACAGGGCUUGCUCAAAGUGGCAAUUGACAACGCACGGGCUCAGGAGAAGCAGGUGCAGCUGGAGAAGACGGAGCUGAAGAUGGAGCUGUUCAGAGAGCGGGAGCUCAGGGAGACUCUGGAGAAGCAGCUCGCCAUGGAGCAGAAGAACAGAGCGAUCAUCCAGAAGCGUCUCAAGAAGGAGAAGAAGGCCAAGAGGAAACUCCAUGAAGCCCUGGAGUACGAGUCCAAGAGGAGAGAGGUGGCCGAGCAGACCCUGAAGCAGCCGUCGCCCUCUGACAGCAUGCGUUCACUCAACGGUCAGACGCUCCACAACUCUCUGACCCCUGAGAUGGAGAGUGACCGCAGCAGUGGAAGAACAGAUGCUGAAAGGACAAUACAAGAUGGAAGGCUGUUCCUGAAAACCACCGUGAUGUACUGAUAAGGCCGCGAGGAGCUGGAGGAAACAAAAAAAAGAUUUCAUGAAAAAAAAAAUGAGAGAGAGAGAAAGAAAGAAAAGAAAAACCCAUGAAGAUUCUCGACGGCCCUUAUCCAGGCUGAUUUAAUAGUGGAAAGAAGUCAAGCUGCUUGUAGGAGUUCAGUGGAAAUGCUGUGUUCACCCGAAUGCUGGAGGAGGUUGUGUCUGAAUGUAGAAUAAGAAGUCUUUUAUUCCACCACCAGAGGCCGAAGCAAAAUAGUUUGAUAAAGCAGGUUUUGACGGGUUGGCCUAACGUGAAGGAUAACAUAUAUAUUGAGCACAGUAAAAAAUGUACCCAUGGUACACUGUUGGUUAUAACUCGUAAAUUCACAGCACUGAAGAUUUUUAUACUGUAUCUCAGCCAGCGGGAAAGCUUCGAAACCGAAAAUUCGACUGAAGGUUUGUUUUGUAUUUCAAAUUGAAUUUUGAGAAGCCCACCGCGUGGAGAUGAACCUCGCGGAGAGGGCGAAAAAAAAAAAAAGAAGAAGUGUGAAUCUGUCCACGUGUUCAUCAAAAGAGAAGACUGAUGUUUUGAUUUCAAUGUUUUCUAAAUUAGAUGACAAUACAAUCAAGUUUCCUUUUUACCAUUGUUGUAUAUACAUGAUCGGAUGAUAAUGAUAGGAACAACUCACUCUAUCGAGCCCCAGCGGAUUGAUGAGGUAUGUGUAUAUAACGUUAAGAGGUAUUGUGUAUGCAGUAGAGCUAUUAGGCAAACAAUACCACCAUUUAUAUAAACCUACAGUUUUGUUUUGUUCUAUUUCUGAGCCAUCAUUCUUUCCUAUAGCUGCCAUUUUGGUGAGAAAGCAUGCAGGCAUGUAAAUGUUUGUCCUGGAAUUAUGAUAUUUAAUAAAUCCUAUAUUGUGCUGAACAAAUACUAGGGUUGACUCACUCGAGCCCACAGGAUUUUGAAAAACAUAACUAUCCGACAUUUCACUUUCCAAAAGACUUUUGCUGUGGAUAGUACUGUAAUCUUUGUAACAGAGGUAAUAUUUCUUGGAAUUUACUGUACAUUUGUCAUGAGACUCACUCAAACGUCGGCGCCUCUCGAUACUUUUACAGAAAAAAAGAAGAAAAAAAAGAUCCAGACUAAUUAUGACCUUGUGUCGGCUUCAGCAACAAACGGUCACGACACAAAUGUUUCCAAUCUCGACGCCAUUUAGUGACCACACUGCUCAGAUCCCCGGUGAGCCGACACAAACGCACUCUUCUUUUUUUAGAGUGCGCGGCGACAUCCUGACGAGAAGAAGAACUCGUGAUAAGUUUUGAUUUUUCUCGUUACUUUCCCUGAAGACUUCUGAAUUUCCGUGCUGAACCACCUGUGUAUAUUCUCUAGACAUGAGCUGAUGUCAGUCGUUUAACUGCAAACCAGUUUAGACCUUAUGUGUUACAAUCAGGAGAGGAAGAGGAGGAUGAGGAGGAGGAGUGUCCCAUGUUCACAAUGUGUUUGUUCUUUUUGUUCUCAAUGGAGUGUCUAGGUCUGUUGUCACUGAUAACUUAUAUAGCUUCUCGAAUCAUCUCUUCAUUGUAUUUCAAAUUCAAAUAAAAGUUAACAUGUUGAUGAUAAACUGUGAGUUAAUGUUGCCUGAGGUCUUGAAUACACUUCUAUGUCGAUGACACUGUGGUUUGAAGGUGGACGUCCCAUAUGACACUGGAUUAAUUGUAACAUUUCACGCACAGCCACUGACUCCAGAUCGUGUAUAAAGAUGGACGACAUGACAGCUCCCCAAAACUGAAGCCCCCUGGUGGCUGGCUGGAGUAUUAGUCAUUAAACCCCGCCUCCACUCUAGCUCGAUGCAAAUUUCCCUGUAACUUCAGUUAUUUGAUGCCAUAAAAGUAAGUGGCAGCAAGAUGACUCCUGAUUGGCUCAGCGCAUGCAUUUGCAGGAACUCAACACCACGGCUCCGCCCCCUCGAUUUUUACUUCGCGGACUAGCUGCAAAUAACUUCCUUCAUAUUCUACAUGAAUGUUGGAUAUUUUAGCUUUAUUUCAUGAUAGUGGGAGGCGUCGUCCAUCUUUGUAUUUAUUCUGAUGCCACUGACACGUAGGCAUCAGUUGAAGAUGAAAAUGUAGGCGAGUGAUGGAAACAACUGCUUUUCUUUGCAACUCAAAAUAAUUGUUGUGUUUUCAGCGUGUGCGUUUUUUUGACACCUUUAAUAUCAGCCCUCAGUCUUUUAACAAAUUUCUGUGUUUUAUAUAUGGCUUAAAAAAUUUAAACAUUACAGGUAUAUUGUACUGUAGAAAAACAAAUGAGCAUAUUGUUCUUCCAUUUAUAUUGAAGUUUAAAAAAAAAUUGUAUGUGUCUUGAAAGGAGAACGUCUUCUUUGAGUUUUUUCCUUCAGUGCGUGAGUGUGUGUGUGUGUCACGUUUAAAUGCAUUGGCUAAUCCUGGUGGGGGGGGGAAUGUGUAAAUGAGCGGGUGACCAAGCUCAAUGUAAAUGAAUAAUUUCAUGUGUACUUUCAAGUGUGUGACACUAAUUCACAAUAUAUCACCAUAAAAUAAACACUUGCAGUUUAACCAGUUGUGCACAA